This is a messenger RNA of Ruditapes philippinarum (Manila clam), 1290 nucleotides long. Its product is annotated as exportin-6-like. The transcript has 2 exons. Gene Ontology annotation, molecular function: nuclear export signal receptor activity. Bases 15 to 332 code for a protein of 105 amino acids. Gene Ontology annotation, biological process: protein export from nucleus. Lineage: Eukaryota; Metazoa; Mollusca; Bivalvia; Venerida; Veneridae. The record is from RefSeq and is a predicted model, not a curated record.
UAUUUUACACGGGGAUGUUGUCACAGUUCAUGAACGUUCUACUACAAGUGUUGGUACACAAGUCACAUGACCUGCUACAGGAGGAGAUUGUUGUGACCAUAUAUAACAUGGCCUCUGUAGACUUUGACAGAUUCUAUUCGGAAUUCUUGCCGCAUUUCCUCACAGGAUGUGACGGCCUAGAUAACGGACAGAAACAUAUGCUAGGGCAAAACUUUAAAGUGGAAAAGGAUCUCCCAACAUUUACACAGAAUCUACAGAGAUUUGUGAAUGAUCUGAGAUACUACAGACUUAUGAACACUAGUUUACCUGCGGGAUCUGUGCAAUUUUCAUGAUGUUCAUUAGUUGUUAGUGUGUUUUAUUUAAGUAAAAAAUCAAUUGCGCAUCUGCGCAGUCUGGUCAGGAUCCAUGCUGUUCACUAUCAGUUUCUCUACUUGUAAUAGGGUUGGUAAGCGACCAGCAUGGAUCCUGAUCAGACUGCGCAGAUGCGCAGGCUGGUCUGGAUCCAUGCUGGUCGCAAACGCACUAUGUUGGUUUUGUCGUGACGCGUCUCAAUUGUUUCUGAAUGACAGCUUAUGCCAUUAGAGCAAGCAGCAAUUAUCAACUGUCUAAGUAUGCUGUCAAUAAAGAGUAAGGUCAGCCGGAGCAACCAUGCAGUCAAAUUAGGAAUUUGCCUUCAGAUGCAUGCAGUCCAAUGUGGGUCUGUAUUCCUCAAGUUAGGUCAGUUCAUACUAUUUUCAUGUUGAAAACUUCUAAAUGGAAUGUUCUAUCUUCAAAUUAGGAUGAGUUCACGACACAAAUUCAGUAAAGUAAGGGUUCAGUCUACUUUUUGUGUAAUCUCAAUUAUUGACUAAGGUUUUGCAUAGAAAUUUCUAAAAAAAAGUAUUUUUUAAUGUUUAUAUUGGCUUAAGUAUCAGUCAUGUUAUAGUUAUCAAGUGAUUGUUUGGUGCUAUGUCUAGUAAUAUCUUUAUUAUCAUUAUCAAUGAUAUUCUUAUUGUAUUGGUUUUGACACAGUUAUUGAAUUUAUUUUCAUUCUUGAUUGGUAAAUCACUAAUGUUUAUUGGCUGAUCACUAUCCUGAUACAGCUACUGCUAAGAUAAACUGCAUGCUCACUCCAUCAUCACCUCAUUAACUUCUUACAUCUUCAGACCUUUUCUUUGCAUUUAAGAUUUUUGAAAAAGUAACUGUUCACAGACAGGAUUUCCUUUUAUUUAGAAAUUCAUAUAUUAUCUGGGAAAAAUCCCAAAACUUAUAGAGGUAAAAGGCUUGUUUUAGUAAUUUUUAAAUACAUAU